Zootoca vivipara (common lizard) is the source of this 9242-nucleotide messenger RNA. The record is from RefSeq and is a predicted model, not a curated record. Lineage: Eukaryota; Metazoa; Chordata; Lepidosauria; Squamata; Lacertidae.
GAGGAAGGCGCAGCGCGCGCCUCCGGGGGGCGGUGUUGCCCUAGAUAAGCGGCCUCGGGGCUCUCUCGCCUCUCUGUGCCCCCUUCUCACGAUCUCUUCUUCCUCUUCUUCACCCUCCCACCAGCCAGUCGCUCCAGGUGCGUUCCCUUUUUGCCGCGCCUCUGCACCUGGCUUCCCUGGCCCGCGCGUGUGAAACGACCCGAGCCUGAUGCGGGUCAAGACAAAAACCGCGCUACCAGGCUAGCUAGAAACGGGAGAGGGGAAUGCCGCUAAGUUGUGGGGUUAGGAAAUAGCUCAGGGGCAGACUCUUGUAAUAUGGCACCCUAUGCGAAGACAAAAUUCUGGGGUCCCCCACUAUUUUUUUUAUUUUAUUUUGACAUACAUUCCUUUUGGUACAGUUGCUUUUUCAAUUGAUCUUCUCAGUAGGUUCCUGCAUUAAAUAGAUGAUGAUGAUGAUGAAAUUUUGCACCCCCCUUGGCUUGGCACCCUGUGUGUGUGUGGGGGGGGGGACUACUAGUACUGUCUUAAAUCUGAUGCUGGCACCUCACCUGCCCCCACAAAGUAGGGAUAUUUUAUAAAGCAGACAAUUUAUUUAACAGAAAGGUAGUCAAAGACUAAGGCAGAAUCGCAAGCUGGUGGAUAAGGAGCUGAGCACUUGACCCCUCUGUUACCUUACAGUAUUUCUUGUCACCUGAGUCUUGCCCAUGCCUCCUUACAAGUAAGCCUAGCCCUGUAUAUAAACGUUGGUGGUGCUUGAUUUUUAUGCCGCUUACAGGCCAGAAUGGGUUCCAAGUGGCUUGCAAGCAUGACAUCAGUUAUAAAAUCCAUACAUGUUUAAAAUUAACGCACAAAACAAUUUCAGCAAAAUGUUUAAAACACCCAGGUUUAAAAUAAACAGUAACACACACACACACACACACACACACACACACACACGAGAGAGAGGGGGGGUGCAGUCAUAGACGUUCUUACUUGGAAGCAAGCCCCAUUGAACUCAGUGGAAUUUACACUGCAACCAUCAAUGGCAGCAAGCAUCAUGCGUUGAUUCCUCUGUAUCAUUAGUUAAAAGCUUCCCGCUCCACCUUCUGAAAAUCUCCUGCUCCUUCAAAAGGCUCUUUUGCUGCUUUGUAUGCUUUCAAUAGCCUUCCAAAACACUUGCAUGGUGCCAACUUCUGUUUUCUUCAAGGCCCACCUUUCCUGUGAAGCUUUUGGGCCAGUCCCCUUGUACCCAUCCAUUCUUCCCCUGCCCCUAUUAUUUGAAUUUCACUGCUAGCUGCUUGGCCCAGGGCCCUGCCCUUUGGUACGCUCUAAAGUGUACUGUACUCUGCACACCAUAUAAAAAAUCUCCAGUUUACAAUAUAUAUACACAGUACUGUAUCUUGAUUAUGAUGGAAAGUUCAAUAAGUUCGUGAACUGCAUGUGACACCCAUCUUUCAGCGAAUAAAGAGAAAUGUCACUUACUCAAUCACAACAAAAAUUUGCAAAUAAUAAUAUAGUUUUAUUCUGCUGCAGCUCGGCUCUGUUUAGAAUUGAGUGACUGGGCAGCGAGAGGCAGGUGAAAGGUACCAGAAUAACUUCAUGCAAGAGCUGGCAUUGAAAACAAAAAUCAGUUGCAUUCAUCUAGUUGAGUUUACAGUACCAGCAAUUACUUGCGAUAUUUCUGACUAAAAAGCUAAACUUUCAUUCCAGGGCGUGACUAGAGUUUUGAUAACCACAGUUUUUACCAGUUAUAGGGUUUUGUGCUAUAUAUUUUUACUUAAGUUGCUUCUGCACUUUUAUGGUUUUUUUUUGGUGUGCAUUUAAAACAUCUGAAGUAUGCAAUUUAAAGGUAUAGUCUGGGUAAAGUUAAACACCUCAUCCCCCAUUUUUUUAGUGGGAGAGAUUAAAGGAUAUGCUUAACUCAUACAUUGAACUCUUUGGCUGGAUAUUGUCCUGUGAGUGUAUCAGUACUUCACCCACAAUUGUAAUUAUUUUUCAUUAUUUCUUUUCCACUACUGUAAGGGGGAGGGGGGGAGCCCAAAACAUCACUUGUAUUUUCUAGUGCUAUCUACUGAAACCAUUUGAAUUUCUCUUCUUCCAUUUAUGUGUUUUUUUUGUAAUCGGCAAGUUCUGACUAGGCCAUAUUGUUGGGGAAUGGCCCGUUCAACUAAGAUGGCAAGGGAUCUUUUGGACUGAUUUGUGCAUUUUAAAAUAUCGAAUGGACUGACUCAGCAGCUGUGUGGGUGGGCUCUGUAAAUGUAUAGAAAAUAAUUUGGUUUUUCUUCACUUGGUAUCUGUAAGUAUUUUUCUAUUUCGACAUGCUAUAUGUGCACACGUCGCUUUAUCACCUAGGGCGAAUCCAUACUAAUAAUUAGCUGUUUCUUACACAUAUUAAGAUAUUCUCCUUCCAUAGGAUAAUGAUGUUUGACUUUUAAGUUGGUACUCAUAAAUUAUUUCAUGGCAACUAAUUAGGGCAGCGAGAUCUUUGAACCUUCCAGGAGCAGCAGCCCCCCCGUGCUGUCUAGCAACACAACACAGCAUCAAGCAGAGCGAAGAGUGAGGUUUGUCACAGACAGAGAGAUUUCUGCCCCUUCCACUUGCAUGAUAUCAUGCUAAGCAAGAAAAAUGUGCUCAGAGACUCGCUUUUCAGUUCUAUAAAAUCCACAGAACAACCUACAGAAAGCAGAUAUUGCAGACAGCUUUGUGUCAUUUUACAGCCUCUUUAUUCCGAGGGAUUUCUGUUCCAGUCAAUAAAACUGCCCUGGAGCAUGGGGCUCGCGCACUCUCUCGCCUGUGAUGCAUCCAUUCCUUCUGGUGGCGCAUGUAAUGUGCCUCUUUCAUCGUAAGGGAGGCAUUUCUGGCCUCCUCCUCCUCGGUUUAUUAGUGCGCACAUUUUCUCCUGGGUGUCUGUCUAGUGGGAGAUGGAAACAUCUAGACGGUUGGUUUCUUCUUGAGACAAGUGUGCAUGUAAUAGCACUUCCUCACGGGUCUCUUUCUGUGGCAAACUUCUGUGUGGUAUACCGCUCCACCCUUCCUUCCGCCCUUUGUUUGCCGAAAUCUCUUGGAUUUUGUACAGUUUGAGCUCUUGCCGUGAGGGCUCCGGCUAUUUUCCUUUGCUUUUAGGAUGUGAUCUCAUGCUUUCCAUGCCGACAAUCAAGUGAUCCACUCUCCCCCCCCCACCCUUUGCCCUGGCAUUCUCAAAGGAAUCCGUGAGCAACGGUUAGGUCUGCAUUUGAAGAGCGAAGGCCGUACUAGGCCACUGCACACUUACCUGAGAGUAGGUCCCAUUGAACUCGGUGGGACUUCUUUCAGGGAAGCUGGGUGUAGGAGAUUUUAUUGCAGAGGGACAUGUUGUUCCGGCACUGCUUUGAAAACCAGGAUGUCUUUUGUGUUUGGUGGGCCUUUGAAGUCACUGAAUGAGAGAAAGACUGCUAAAAUAAAGGAACAUCUGGAGGCCCAGCUUUGGGUAAUUAAGACCAUUCCGCCAAGACCUUCUAAAAUAUCCCUUCGCUAAUAGGCUGUGCAUGUUGCUAUUCCUUUGAUAAGACGUUUCGGAGCAGCCUGCCCGGCUAUGCUCAAAGCUGGUUUGCGUUUCGAAGUAAAUGUAUUCCUGAACUUGCUGAUGCCAAAGAGUUUGAGGUAAAUAACAGCAUGUGGAACAAACAUGAUGGAUAGUUUGUGGUCCGCAAAGCACUUGCAGUCUAUAAAGGCCAUUAUAGAUGAAUGAAAGUGAUUGAACAUCUUGGGGAGAACCAUGUGCUUGGCUGCAGAGACGGAUCGUCUCCAGAUCAACUAGUGGUGCUUUGCGAAUGUCACCUUGCAGGUUGGAACAUAAUAAGACUACUUCCUUACACCAGGAGAGGACCGUUGCCCCAAGUCGCCCAGUAUUGUCUCCACUGGAAAUCCCUCGACAUUUUUGGACCCCAGGCCAGCCUUUAGCUGAAGGGCACUGUCAGGGUUGUUCAGACUACUCCUGAGUAACGAGAUUCCACAUACUUGUCUUUCAAAAGUCUUUAUUGGUGCACGUUAUUUACAGUGUAGUGAGCUGUCAUUUCAUGUCUUCUCAUUCCGUUUCAGAAUCCGGCGGUGCCCCUUUUCGCGACUUUGACCAACAUAAAAGCCUCGGGACAGUGAAUCUCCUCCCCUUUCUCCUCCUCCUUUAUUCCGGUGGAAGGGGAAGGGUCUACGAUCUGCUUUCUCCCUGUCUACCCUUCCCGCCUCUCUCGCUUCCUGCCUGUGGAGCAGGGGCUCUCCCAUACUGCCGGAGACCUGGCACUCCUUCUCCGUCUCCUGACUAGCCCCUUCAGACCCCACACUUUCAUGACUGCUUGGAGACGGACUGCUCCUGAUGAGAGGGGGGGGUUUCUAUAAUCCCUCCCCGUUACAGGCACAUUUGGGGACUGACCUUUUUGUUUGUUACCAUAUCUUUGUAUGGCGAUUGUAUUGCUGCUACAACUCCCUGUAGGUCGAGAUAGGCCAUUAAUCACAGUGGUUCUCAAACUUGUGUCUCUGGCUGUUGUUCGACUGCAAAUCCCAUCAUCCCUGACCACUGGUCCUGUUAGCUAGGGAUGAUGGGAGUUGUAGUCCAACAACGGCCAGAGACUCAAGUUUGAGAACCAACCCACCACUUGGAGACCAGUGGCCUUUUCGAGAUCUUGUGUCACAAGUAGAGGUCUUCCCCGGCCCUGUUAGGCAAUAUCUUUCAGUUGCAAAUGCUGAGGUUUAACAUAGGAACUCUAUGUGCACUGAGCUAUGGGGUUCCCUUUGCUACAAAGUAUUUUAAAAAGAAUUGCCGUAUUUUUCGCUCCAUAGGACACACCUAGUUUUUAGAGGAGGAAAACAAGAUUUAUUUAUUUUUUGCUUUCUUGAAUUGUCCAAGCAUUGCAGCCAACUCCUAGAGGCCUAGGUGCCUUUGCCCCCCCCAUUAAAUAUUUGAGGAAGCUUCUUUUGCAAAGGGGGAAAGCUCCAUUUUUUUAAGGAUCAGCUCAAAGUUGUGCAGCUUUUUUUAAAGGGGGAAAGCUCCAUUUUUGAGGAUGAGCUCAAAGUUGCUGAGUUUCCUUGCAAAGGGAAAAAUCCUUUUUUUUAUGGGGUUCAACUCACAGUUCUGCAGCUUCUCUAGGAAAAGGACCCAUUUCUACAGUUUCCAGACAGAUAAUCUAAUCAGCCAGUCACAUGUCUCCCUCUGCAGAUAACAAUUGAGGCCUAGGCAAGGGGCCUGGAGGAGCCGGGAAGGGAGCUAGCUCCCUUAUCUCCCUCCCCGAUCUCUUGCAAUCAGCUGCUGAGCGGGUUCCUUUCAACUGGCUCAUUCCCUCUUGUUAGCCUUUAGCACUUUUUUUUUUAAAAAAAGCACGAUCUGCCUUUAGCCUCUGGGCAAUUCGGCUCCAGGAACCAUGCAUUUGCUUCAUAAGAUGCACAGACAUUUCCUCUUCCCUUUUAGGAGGAAAAAUGGAACAAAAAAUACAGUAUCUGGUCUUGUAAUUGUUGCAUGCCGUGAAAGGUUUUGUUUUCAACCGCUUUGCAUAAAACUGAAGUAACAAUCAUUAAACCGUUAUUGCCUUUUUGGUAUUACUGUACCUUCCAUUUUAGUUGCUUAAAAACUGUAAAACACUUUUAUACUUUUCCGGUUGUCUUUUUUCUUUUCGUUUUAAAGAACUCUUUUCCUACGUGACCUGUUUAUUAUGGCUGUAACCCGUUUAUUAGGACCAGUUCAUAGAAUCAGCAGAGCCUGAAGUCACAUAAAGGAGCACCCGUAACGCAGCUAAGUGGGUCUGGAGCUGGUCUGUACCUGGAUUGGGAGAUUGGCACACAAGGCUAGGAACCCCAGCUUGGAGCAGGAGAGGAGAUAGACAGCUUAUGGGCAGAGCACGUGUUUUGUGCGCAGAAAAUCAAUUCCUGUCUUUUCCAGUUAAAGAAUCAGCCAAUUUGAACUACCUCUUCCUGAGACCCUGGAGAACGCCUGCUGGAAAAAAAAAAGCAUUAUGCAGCUGUGAAUGAAACAGAGACACUCUGCAGCAUUCAGUGCUCAGUUUCACUAGCUUUGAAGAACGGUGACAACUAAAAAUGCCGCCUCCCGCAGAUAUUGUGAAAGUGGCUAUAGAAUGGCCUGGUGCCUUCCCCAAAUUGAUGGAAAUUGAUCAAAAAAAGCCAUUGUCAGCAAUCAUAAAGGAAGUCUGUGAUGGGUGGUCUCUUACAAAUCACGAAUAUUAUGCACUGCAACAUGCUGAUAGCACCAAUUUCUACAUCACCGAAAAGAACCGUAAUGAAAUUAAAAAUGGAGCAAUACUUCGAUUAACUACAUCACCAGCCCAAACCUCUCUUCAGCUCCACGAGAGGAUCCAGUCUUCUAGCAUGGAUGCCAAGUUGGAAGCACUGAAAGACCUCGCUAGUUAUUCACGUGAUAUAACGUUUGCCCAAGAAUUUAUCAAUCUCGACGGCAUUUCGCUCCUGACGCAGAUGGUGGAAAGUGGCACCGAACGAUAUCAGAAAUUGCAGAAGAUAAUGAAGCCCUGCUUUGGAGACAUGUUAUCCUUCACUCUGACGGCUUUCGUUGAACUGAUGGAUCAUGGAAUUGUAUCCUGGGACACAUUCUCUGUGGCUUUCAUUAAAAAGAUAGCAAGUUACGUGAGCAAGUUUCCCACUGACAUUGCUAUACUGCAACGAUCACUAGCCAUCCUGGAGUCAAUGGUCUUGAACAGCCAUGAUCUGUACCAGAAGGUGGCGCAGGAGAUUACAAUUGGCCAGUUAAUCCCACACCUUCAAGGGGCAGAUCAAGAAAUACAAACCUACACCAUUGCCGUAAUAAAUGCACUUUUCCUCAAAGCGCCUGACGACAGGAGGCAGGAAAUGGCAAAUAUUUUAGCACAGAAACAACUUCGGGCAAUCAUCUUACAAUAUGUUAUCAGAGCUCAGAGGGCCAUCAAUAAUGAAAUGGCACAUCAGCUUUACGUCCUUCAAGUGCUCACCUUUAACUUACUGGAAGACAGGAUGAUGACCAAAAUGGACCCCCAAGAUCAGGCCCAAAGGGAUAUCAUAUUUGAACUCCGAAGAAUUGCUUUCGAUGCAGAGUCUGAACCGAACAACAGUGGCGGCAAUGUUGAGAAACGCAAAUCUAUGUACACACGGGAUUACAAAAAACUUGGGUUUAUUAAUCAUGUGAACCCAGCAAUGGAUUUUACGCAGACUCCUCCAGGAAUGCUAGCUCUCGACAACAUGCUGUACUUUGCCAAACAUCAACAGGAUGCUUAUAUCCGGAUUGUAUUAGAAAACAGCAGCCGUGAAGACAAGCAUGAAUGUCCUUUUGGUCGAAGUAGUAUCGAAUUAACCAAGAUGCUGUGUGAUAUCCUGAAAGUAGGAGAGUUGCCAAGUGAGACCUGCAAUGAUUUCCACCCAAUGUUCUUCACGCACGACAGGUCAUUUGAAGAGUUCUUCUGCAUUUGCAUCCAGCUGCUGAAUAAGACAUGGAAAGAGAUGAGAGCAACUUCUGAAGACUUCAACAAGGUAAUGCAAGUGGUGAAGGAGCAAAUAAUGAGAGCACUGACCACGAAGCCUAGUUCUCUGGAUCAAUUCAAAAGUAAACUUCAAAACCUAAGCUACGCAGAAAUACUGAAAAUUCGCCAGUCCGAGAGGAUGAACCAAGAAGAUUUCCAAUCUCGCCCAAUUUUGGAGCUAAAAGAGAAGAUUCAGCCCGAAAUUUUAGAGUUGAUCAAGCAGCAGCGUCUUAAUCGUCUUGUUGAGGGAACCUGCUUUAGGAAACUCAACAGUCGGCGCCGGCAAGAUAAAUUUUGGUAUUGUCGCCUUUCGCCAAACCACAAAGUCCUACAUUAUGGAGAUUUGGAAGAGAGUCCCCAGGGAGAAGUUCCACACGAUUCAUUGCAGGAUAAGUUGCCUGUGGCAGACAUAAAAGCAGUUGUGACAGGGAAGGACUGCCCUCACAUGAAGGAAAAAGGAGCAAAGCAAAACAAGGAGGUCCUUGAGCUGGCUUUCUCCAUCUUGUACGAUUCCAACGGGCAACUAAAUUUCAUUGCUCCUGACAAGCAUGAGUACUGUGUGUGGACAGAUGGCCUAAAUGCCCUUCUUGGAAAGGAUAUGAUGAGUGAACUGACACGUAAUGACUUGGACACUCUGCUCAGUAUGGAGAUAAAGCUACGCCUCCUGGACCUGGAAAACAUACAGAUCCCAGAUGCUCCGCCUCCCAUUCCAAAGGAACCAAGCAACUAUGACUUUGUAUAUGACUGCAACUAAAGCUGCUCACACUGCUGAGACUUGCCAUUUAAACUGGAAGUGCUAUAACUGGAGAGUUGUUUGGUUUUUCUAAAGAAGAGAACAAGAUAUGCACAAUGGACUUCAUUUGGGGGUGGUGCGUGCGCGCAAAACAUUUAUUUCCCCUUGCUUUCUACCCUUCCCUUUGGCACCGUCCUCCCCGCUGCUAAUGAAAAAUACUGCUUGCAUUAACUUCUCCUCACCACUGGGCAAGAUCUGAUGAACAUUCCAACUUGGAAGGCGAACCAAGAGGAACUUCCUUGUGUUUUUUUGAAAUGCUGGGAUACGCAUUCCAAACAAAAGGACGGUGUGGCCAAAACGCACAACCCCCCCAGAACUACAGCCGGCAUUGCAGAUGCUUUAACUGGAAGCAGAGAAGAGGAAAGCCUUCUGCAAGGGGAAGAUGGCAAGAGGUCUCUUUUCAUGGAAUCAGCUAAAGAGCUGAGCCCAAUGAAAACGAAGGUGGUUCACUGCUUUCAGCUUCUACACCAUUUGUCAUGUCCCACCCUUAACACCAGCACCCACCCCAUUUGUGCUACAUCACGUAACUGUUUCUUAAGACGAUGAGUCUACAGGUCUUUCUAACCUCCCAAUAUCUUCCCCACAUGAUUUCCACACUUUCAAUGAAGCCACUUGCUGUUCUAUGUCCCUAUUGUGUACUUACUAUAUCACAAAAAAUGUGGUGGGGGUCUUUUGUCCAGAGCGGGAUUGUGGUUAUUUUGUGUGCAAAUGCGGGAGACGCCAUAGAUUCCGAAAAGCGCUAUGUAUUCAGGUUUCCGUAUAGACGUGAUUUCCAAGGGAUUUGGUUUUGUACAAAACAUCAGAACAGUUGUUUUUGCCAAAUAUAUAUUUAACUAAGAACAAAAUAGUAUUGUGUGUACUUUUUUCAAAAAUUACCUGUGUGUUAAUUUCCAUUUGGUACCUGGAACAUUUGCCCUUGGAGAUAAAAUAUACACCAACAUUCCCAUCAGAAUUGCUGUUGAAUAAAAUUGGACUUGUGCUGA